AUGAUCGACAAAGUCACGAACUGGCUCUGGGCCUUCUCGUAUGUCGACAGUUCGAUCCGCGAAACCAGGUACAUCGCGAGUACCCUGGAUUUCAAUGUUUUAUUAUGUCUCUACGCCACCCAAGCACUACGCACCAGCUGUUGGAGUGCGAUGUCGCGUCUGGACUUUAUGGAUCUCACCAGUGUUAUCGCAGUGGCGUGGAAAGGUGAAAUGAACCUCGCUAACUCCGAUGAGAAUGUCUUCAGAGUAGCGGAGCUGGUGGAGAAUCUCCAGAUUACCUCGACUGAGCAGAAGAGUGAUGUACCAUCCAAUAUGCCUAUCUGGACGCCUAGUCUGGAAAUGAGUGGAAGAGAGAGGGCUAUUAGCUAA
This is a messenger RNA of Exophiala bonariae, 369 nucleotides long. RefSeq lists its product as uncharacterized. The record is from RefSeq and is a predicted model, not a curated record. The coding region runs from base 1 to 369 and encodes 122 amino acids. The transcript has a single exon. Lineage: Eukaryota; Fungi; Ascomycota; Eurotiomycetes; Chaetothyriales; Herpotrichiellaceae.